Messenger RNA from Microthlaspi erraticum, 1062 nucleotides. NCBI's taxonomy places the organism in Eukaryota, Viridiplantae, Streptophyta, Magnoliopsida, Brassicales, Brassicaceae. The record is from the annotation of a GenBank genome assembly.
AUGGAGAAGAUGGGAGCGACGGUAGUAAGCAACAAGCAAGUCCUAUUCCGAGACUACGUUACCGGAUUCCCCAGUGAAUCCGACCUACCAAUCACCUCAACCACCGUGAGUCUUAAGAUACCGGCGGGAUCAACGACGGUGUUGGUGAAGAAUCUCUACUUGUCUUGCGAUCCCUACAUGCGCAACCGUAUGAGAAAGCCUGAUCCUUUGAUUCCUGCUACUGCUCAGUCCUUCAUUCCCGGCAAGCCUAUCUCUGGUUUUGGAGUGUCUAAAGUGAUGGACUCAGGUCAUCAAGAUUACAAAGAAGGAGACUUGAUCUGGGGAGCAGUAGGAUGGGAAGAGUACAGUGUCAUCACACCAAUCCCUAAUCUCCACUUCAAGAUCCACCACAAAGAUUUUCCGUUAUCUUACUACACUGGACUUCUUGGUAUGCCUGGUAUGACUGCAUACGCUGGGUUUUACGAGAUAUGUUCUCCAAAGAAAGGAGAGACCGUGUUUGUCUCAGCUGCAUCUGGCGCUGUUGGUCAGCUCGUCGGACAAUUCGCUAAGAUGAUGGGCUGUUUUGUCGUUGGAAGCGCCGGAACCAAAGAUAAGGUUGAUCUCCUCAAGAACAAGUUUGGUUUCGAUGAUGCCUUCAACUACAAGCAAGAAAAAGAUCUCAAUGCUGCCCUAAAGAGGUGUUUCCCUGAAGGCAUUGACAUAUACUUUGACAACGUGGGAGGCAAAAUGGUGGACGCAGUGAUCUUAAACAUGAGACCACACGGACGUAUCGCAGCGUGCGGAAUGAUCUCGCAGUACAAUCUGCAGAUUCCGGAAGGAGUGUACGGUCUCUCGCUCAUUACCUACAAACGAAUCCGUAUUCAAGGGUUUAACGCUAUUGAUUACUUCCACAAAUACUCUGAAUUCGCCGAGUUUGUGGUUCCGUAUAUAAGACAAGGGAAGAUAACCUACGUGGAAGAUGUUGCUGAUGGACUCGAGACUGCUCCGUCUGCUCUCGUUGGACUCUUUCACGGCAAGAACGUUGGGAAACAACUUGUUGUGGUCUCUCGUGAUCUUGUGUGA